AUGAGUCCGCAACCACCCAAGCCUGCAAUGCAUGAUAUAGUGAUUGGCAAUUGGAAUGCUGGUGAUAGAAACCGUGCGUUAGGUUACAGUGGCGCAUUGUUUGGUCCAACUAGUUUAAUUAUUAACAAUGAAUGUAAUGGAGAAGAUAAUGCAACUCCAGGUGGACCCGGCGAAAAUCGAAGAAUUAAGGCUUUUAAAUGGUUUUGUAAAUACUUUAAUGUUCAACCCGGUGCUAACACAACUUUAAGUUGCAAAUGUAAGAAAAACAGUGACAUAAAUAUAUAUAUAUAAUAAUAAUUAAAUAAUAUAGCUUUUAUGUAGGGGUGAGAAAAGGGCCGGGCCCACUUUUUAGGCCCGGCCCAGGCCCGGGGCCCAACGUUUAGGCCCGGCCCGUUUUCAAUUUUCUCUUAGGCCGGCCCGGUGUGAAAAUUUCUAGGCCCAGCCCGGCCCGUUUUAAAAAAUUAAAAAAUUUUAAAACUUAAAAAAUAAACGGAAAUUUGGGUUUGCAUUGUUCUUUUAGAUCAUUUAUGUAUCAUGGUACCCAAUAAAAUCAAAAAACAUCAACGGGGAUUAAAAUAUUAAAAUAAAAAAUUUUUUAAAAUUUAAAGAUUUUUUUUCGGGCCCGGGCCCAAUUUUAGCUCAAGGCCGGCCCGUUUUUCACCCCUACUUUUAUGUGCUGUGUGAUGAAAAAUUCAACCUACGGAAUAUUUUAGACAUGCCGCAAAAGUUUUCGGAGAUGAAGCACAACGUAAGUUAUCAACCAGACUGGUCUAGUACCUGGAAAGACAAUGGUCCCUGCGUAUGUGCUCCUGCAAGUUACGGUGGGCUCAUACCGUAUUACGAUCCCCAGUUUUACACAAAACAGUUUUCCGACUUAAAUGAAGAAUUAAAAGGAAUUUGUCAAAAAGCACUCUACGAACACCCUGAAGCGUUUUCCAUAACGAACAGUACAGCACCGUGUUUAAACAUUGAUCCAUAA
Messenger RNA from Bursaphelenchus okinawaensis, 979 nucleotides. The record is from the annotation of a GenBank genome assembly. NCBI's taxonomy places the organism in Eukaryota, Metazoa, Nematoda, Chromadorea, Rhabditida, Aphelenchoididae.